AUGGAGGCCGAUCUAUAUGACGAGUUUGGUAAUUACAUCGGUCCAGAGCUGGACUCUGACGACGAUGAAGAUGAUCUGGAUGCAGAGGACAGGGACAUUGACGAGAGAGAUGAAGAUGAAGACGACGAGCCUGCGGAUGAGGAUGAGAAUGUACCCGGCAUGGAGGUGGUCCUGCACGAGGACAAGAAGUACUAUCCCACAGCAGAGGAGGUUUAUGGACCAGAAGUGGAAACUAUUGUCCAGGAAGAAGACACGCAACCUCUCACAGAACCCAUCAUUAAGCCUGUAAAGCACAAGCAGUUCACCCUGAUGGAGCAGGAGUUACCUGCCACUGUUUAUGACAUGGAGUUUCUUGCAGAUCUGAUGGAUGGCACCGAGCUGAUCCGUAAUGUCACCCUCUGUGGUCACCUCCACCAUGGCAAGACUUGUUUCGUUGACUGUCUGAUUGAGCAAACCCACCCUGAAAUCAGAAAGAGGGAUGAUGUUGAUCUCCGGUACACAGACAUCCUUUUCACAGAGCAGGAGAGAGGGGUAGGCAUCAAAAGCACUCCAGUCACCAUGGUCCUGCCUGACUCCAGAGGGAAAUCAUACCUUUUCAACAUCAUGGAUACACCAGGCCAUGUAAACUUCUCUGAUGAGGUCACAUCCAGCAUGAGGAUCUCGGAUGGAGUCGUCCUCUUCAUCGAUGCAGCAGAAGGAGUGAUGCUGAACACAGAGCGUCUGAUUAAACACGCGGUCCAGGAGCGCAUGGCCAUCACCAUCUGCAUCAACAAGGUGGACCGACUCAUCGUUGAGCUAAAGCUGCCGCCCACAGAUGCUUAUUAUAAACUUCGACACAUUGUGGAUGAGGUCAACGGUUUGCUCAGCACAUACUCCACAGAUGAGAACUUGGUGGUGUCUCCUCUCCUCGGGAAUGUGUGCUUCGCCAGCUCUCAAUACCACAUCUGUUUCACCCUGGGUUCCUUUGCCAAGAUCUACUCAGACACCUACGGUGAUAUAAACUAUAAUGAGUUUGCAAAGCGGCUCUGGGGAGACAUCUAUUUCAACCCCAAAACUCGUAAGUUCACAAAGAAAGCUCCUACUAGUAACUCCCAGCGCAGCUUUGUUGAGUUUAUCCUGGAGCCUCUUUACAAGAUUCUCUCACAGGUGGUUGGGGAUGUGGACACAACCCUGCCUCGAGUUUUGGAUGAGCUCGGUAUCCAUCUCACUAAAGAGGAGCUGAAGCUGAACAUUAGACCGCUGCUUCGGCUCGUCUGUAACCGCUUCUUCGGAGAGUUCACUGGUUUUGUGGACAUGUGCGUGCAACACAUCCCUUCACCACAAGAGGGUGCUAAAAUAAAGAUAGAGCACACAUACACUGGAGGCCUUGACUCAGACUUAGGAGAGGCCAUGGCAGAAUGCGAUCCAGAUGGUCCUUUGAUGUGCCACACCACUAAGAUGUACAGCACAGAGGAUGGGGUCCAGUUCCACGCGUUCGGCAGGGUUCUGAGCGGCACCAUUCAGGCAGGUCAGCCAGUAAAAGUGCUGGGAGAGAACUACACGCUGGACGACGAGGAAGAUUCUCAGAUCUGCACCGUGGGUCGUCUUUGGAUUUCUGUCGCCAGAUACCAAAUCGAAGUGAAUCGAGUUCCUGCAGGAAACUGGGUUCUGAUUGAGGGCUGUGACCAGCCCAUCGUGAAGACGGCCACCAUCACAGAGCCGCGAGGCAACGAGGAGGCUCAGAUUUUUAGGCCACUGAAGUUCAACACGGCCUCUGUUAUCAAGAUCGCUGUGGAGCCCGUCAACCCGUCUGAGCUGCCGAAAAUGUUGGACGGCCUGAGAAAGGUUAACAAGAGCUACCCAUCUCUAACCACAAAGGUGGAGGAGUCGGGAGAACAUGUCAUCUUAGGGACGGGAGAGCUUUACCUGGAUUGUGUCAUGCACGAUUUGAGGAAGAUGUACUCAGAGAUUGACAUUAAAGUCGCUGACCCUGUGGUCACUUUCUGUGAAACAGUUGUUGAGACGUCGUCUCUUAAGUGCUUUGCUGAGACCCCAAACAAAAAGAAUAAGAUCACCAUGAUCGCCGAACCUCUGGAGAAGGGGCUCGCCGAGGACAUUGAGAAUGAAGUGGUGCAGAUCACGUGGAACAGGAAGAAGCUGGGAGAGUUUUUCCAGACAAAGUAUGACUGGGAUCUGCUGGCUGCCAGGUCCAUCUGGGCCUUUGGACCGGACACAACAGGACCCAAUAUUCUUGUGGAUGACACCCUUCCUUCAGAGGUGGACAAAGCAUUGCUUGGUUCAGUCAAAGACAGCAUCGUUCAAGGCUUCCAGUGGGGCACCAGGGAGGGUCCUCUUUGUGAUGAACCUAUUAGAAAUGUCAAGUUUAAGAUCCUGGAUGCCGUCAUCGCUCAGGAGCCUCUCCACAGAGGAGGAGGUCAGGUUAUCCCCACAGCCAGGAGAGUGGUGUACUCUGCCUUUCUCAUGGCCACUCCAAGGUUAAUGGAGCCAUAUUACUUUGUAGAGGUGCAGGCUCCAGCUGAUUGUGUGUCUGCCGUCUACACAGUGCUGGCUAGAAGGAGGGGCCAUGUUACCCAGGAUGCACCCAUCCCCGGCUCUCCUCUCUACACCAUCAAGGCUUUUAUCCCAGCCAUAGACUCCUUUGGCUUCGAGACCGACCUUCGCACCCAUACGCAGGGUCAGGCCUUCGCUCUCUCUGUCUUCCACCACUGGCAGAUUGUUCCCGGUGACCCUCUGGACAAGAGCAUCGUGAUCCGGCCCCUAGAACCUCAGCCCGCACCUCACCUGGCCCGAGAGUUCAUGAUCAAGACCAGAAGACGCAAGGGCCUGAGCGAAGAUGUGAGCAUCAGCAAGUUCUUCGACGAUCCUAUGUUGUUGGAGCUGGCAAAACAGGACGUGGUGCUUAAUUAUCCUAUGUGAGAAGGUUGCCACAGCUGCAGAUGUUUUUAACUGCAAAUAACUGUGGGGAUGAUGGUAACAAAAUGAUCCAAACUUUUUUUUUAUAUAUGUUUGCGCUCAUUUCCUGUUGGGUUUUUAUUUUUCAUGUACAAAAUUAUGUUUUAUAGCUCUCAUCUUUGGGGGGGUUAAAUAAAC
Molecule: messenger RNA, 3090 nt
Organism: Cyprinodon variegatus (sheepshead minnow)
Lineage: Eukaryota; Metazoa; Chordata; Actinopteri; Cyprinodontiformes; Cyprinodontidae
Gene: eftud2
Product: elongation factor Tu GTP binding domain containing 2
Exons: 27
Coding region: 1-2916 (971 amino acids)
Biological process (GO): mRNA splicing, via spliceosome
Cellular component (GO): U4/U6 x U5 tri-snRNP complex; cytosol; U2-type catalytic step 2 spliceosome
Molecular function (GO): GTP binding; translation elongation factor activity; U5 snRNA binding
Source: RefSeq, a predicted model, not a curated record